This is a messenger RNA of Sphaeramia orbicularis (orbiculate cardinalfish), 1975 nucleotides long. RefSeq names its product kit ligand a (gene kitlga). Gene Ontology annotation, molecular function: stem cell factor receptor binding; cytokine activity. Gene Ontology annotation, biological process: cell adhesion; positive regulation of cell population proliferation. The transcript has 10 exons. NCBI's taxonomy places the organism in Eukaryota, Metazoa, Chordata, Actinopteri, Kurtiformes, Apogonidae. Bases 372 to 1181 code for a protein of 269 amino acids. The record is from RefSeq and is a predicted model, not a curated record. Gene Ontology annotation, cellular component: plasma membrane.
CUCGUCAGAGGGCGGCUCUUUGACCGCUUUUUACGCAUCAUUAUAAAGGCUUAACUCCCUCCCUCUGCGCGCUGUCCCGCUCCGCCGCCGUGAGCCCUCAGUGUCUGGAUCUAUGCUCUUCAUAGAUGGGCUUUAUGCCACACGCUAUUAGCCUACAGGUUGAGGCCACACUCUGAUUUCAUUUUGUCCCGUUCGCACCUCUGCUUUUGGGGGGAGCUUUCCUGUUUUUGUUUUUUUUUCCUCCUCUGCUUGGAUACUACUGACUUAAGCAUUGGAUAUGUGCACACAGGAUGAUGACAACCCCUUUUCUCCCCGUAGAAGUAAAAUAAAAUAGGCUUUCGCACACAUUGGAUUUACUCCUGUCGUUCCAUAUGAAGAAGUCAAAAAUUUGGAUACGCCUCUGUGUCCAUUUACUGCUGUUCAUCACGCUUGGGGUACAUUCAAGUAAAUUUGACGUCAACCCAGUGACGGAUGACAUCUCUAAACUCUCGAUUUUGAGACAAAAUAUUCCUAAAGAUUACAGAAUUCCUGUGCAUUUUGUUCCAAGAGAAGAGGGUGGGAUGUGUUGGGUAAAAUUAAAUGUCUUCUACUUGGAGGAGAGUUUACAAGAUUUAGCGCAUAAGUUUGGCAACAUUUCAUCCAACAGAAAAGAUAUUAGCAUUUUCAUUCAAAUGCUCCAAGAGUUGCGGCUCAACAUGGGGUCUCUGGAGUCGAUCAUGUAUGAUUUUCAGUGCCACUACAGGGAAGAGAGGUGGCCAACAGCACGAUACUUCGACUUUGUCAAAGACUUCCUUAUAGCUGCGCAGCAUAAAGAAGAUUCAGAUGACUGUGACCCUCCUCCCUGUCCCACCACAGAGGAAAUGAUAACAACAGAAGAAUAUUUAACAGGCUCCACCAUGUCCAGCAGUAAAGGCACGACCUGUGACUUGCAGAGAAACUGUCAAACACAAACGAGGUUCAUGUCUGAGGUUGUGGAGCGAAGCCUCCUCUCCUUACUGUUCAUUCCGCUCCUAGCCAUCAUAUUCCUGCUUGUGUGGAAGCUCAGAUCACGUAGAAAUGAGGAGGAUCUUCAACCAAAUCCUGGAGAAGAUCUAUUCUUCACGGCAACAGAAGGGACUGCACCUCCACUAGAUGCUGAAAUAUCAGAAAAAAACAAGUUGAACGUCAUUGAAACAGUGUAAUGCUUCAACCUAUUCAUGUUCAUCAGCACAGUUGGGCUCUACCCUUUUCUCCUGUUGGUGUCCAAGGUGAUGAAAAACAAAGAAGCUGAAUUCCACAGAGAGAUCUCACAGAUGAAAGGCCUGUUUUUGACUGCUUUGACUCCACAAUGGCUUCACAUUUGCCAUGACCACGAUUUUUCCUGGUUAAACCAUGCCUGCUACCAUAUGGAUAAGCUUGCCUUUCUUGUAAGACUGCGUUAACCCCAUGCUUUUGAAAAAGACAGAGAGAAAGUGAAAAUUUUGCAGAGAGGAACCCCACACACAUCACCAAACUCCACUGGAUUUUCCGGCUUCUGCAAAUUAUUCCAUCCAAACCUGCUGCAUCACAGACUCUUUGGGGAAAACUGCAUCCCCAUCAGCACAUUGCUACAGUCUGCCUUUGUUUUUGGGCCCACCAGUUCAUCCUUACACCGCAAAGCAGAGAGUGACUGACACUGGUUAUCUCAUAUGAACUGAGGCAUGAUUUACUACCUCCGGUGACCCUAACGUUGACCACAAUCUCAACAGCUCUUGUUUCCUCUUAGUCCAGGGUUUCUCAAAGAAAAUAAUGUUUAACAUUGUAGUUCAAAGGUGUCGUCACAUUGUCUGGUUUAGCCGUGUACGCGUGGGGGUGUGUGAUGUAUUUAUUUAUUUGGUGGCAGCACAGAGCUGUUGCCGCUGAUAUGAUGUUUCAAGCAAUCAUUUAAGAGCACCUUUACUAAUGGGUCACAUUUAAUGAACAAUCUGUAUACUUACACAUCGUACCCCCCCCCCCC